AUGGCCCCUAGCCCGCCUCAGGCUGCGCGAGGACUCUCCAUCCCCCGUUUUCCCUCUUUUCACGCUCCCCUCCUCUCCGGCAGCGCCACCAUCCCCUCGCUGAAGCAUCGCCUGCAGAGGAACGUGGCCGCCGUGGCCUGGAAGCCGCUCUGCGCCUCCAUCCUUGCCGUCGCCUGCCAGAGCUGCGUCCUGGUGUGGCACCUGGAUCCCACCUCCCUCUCCACCAGACCGUCGUCCGGCUGCGCCCAGGUGCUGUCCUACCCGGGUCACAGCCCUGUCACCAGCCUGGCGUGGGCUCCCAGCGGGGAGCUGCUGCUCUCGGCGUCACCGGUCGACACGGCCAUGCUGGUGUGGGACGUGUCCACCGAGAACUGCGUCCAGCUGCAGUGGUUUGGGGGCGGCGGCGUCACCUACUUGGCUUGGUCACCGGACGGCAGCAAGGUCCUGGCGGCCACUCCCUCCGCGGUGUUCAGAGUGUGGGAGGCUCAGAUGUGGACGUGCGAGCGGUGGCCCACGAUCAAAGGACGCUGCCAGGUGGGACGGGGACUUUUCCCCCCGACGCAGGGCGGAUAUCGCCGGGGGGGCGCGGAUGGGGAGAUGCAGGGACAAGUGGGAGGCUCGAAAACAGCUUCGAUCGUGGCGGAUCUGUCCGAGACCACCUUCGAGACGCUCUACGGGGAGGAGAGGAUCGGAGGAGAGGUGCACUCCAUGGUCUGGGACCCCACGGGUGAGAGGCUCGCCGUGAUCCUCAGAGGACAUCCCGAGGCUCCCGGCAGCCAGACCGUCAUCGCCGUGUUCCGCACCCGCAACAGCCCCAUCUUCGAGCUCCUGCCGUGCGGUUGCCUGCGCGGCGAGCGCGGUGCGCGGCCCCAGCUCAUCGCCUUCCACCCCUGUUUCGGGAAGGGCGCCCUGCUGACCGUG
Molecule: messenger RNA, 921 nt
Organism: Pterocles gutturalis (yellow-throated sandgrouse)
Lineage: Eukaryota; Metazoa; Chordata; Aves; Pterocliformes; Pteroclidae
Gene: AAAS
Product: achalasia, adrenocortical insufficiency, alacrimia
Exons: 8
Biological process (GO): nucleocytoplasmic transport
Cellular component (GO): nuclear pore
Molecular function (GO): protein binding
Source: RefSeq, a predicted model, not a curated record